AUGAGCUUGUCUGCUCCCUCACCCUCGACGCCCCGUGAGCAGGGGACUUUGCCAGGGCAGUGCCUGAGAAGUCUCGUCCCUUCGGUGCCCCCCAAGGCCCAGGUCUGCAGAGUACCGGGGCAGACGCUGACUGAUGCCUCCUCUGAGUCAGGCCGGAGCCCAGGGUUUCCCCAGCCUCACCUUACGCGCAGAGGCUGGCACGCGGGUCACUCAGGCUGGACCUUGCCCUUUCUCCUCCUCACGCACAGGUACGCCCUCCGCAGGUACGCCGAAACCUCCCCGCGCGCCACGAGCCGCAAGAGACAGGCUGAACACAAAAACACAAAGUUAUUCGGCUCCGCAUCGAGAGACCCUGUCGGACGCAGGAAGGACUUCCCGUCCCGGUUAAGUUUCUCCCGCCGCCAGUGCCGGCGAACCUCCACGGUCCAGGGACGCGGGAGGAGCGGAGCCCCGCGCCCAGCCAGGCCAGGCCCAGGAGUUCGAGGCGCGCCCGCACCCGCGCUCGCACAGGACAAGGGCCACACAGCUAGAACUGUCUCCCACCUCCCAGAAUCCCCGUCUGGGACCCGCGGCGGAAGAAACGACCCUCCCCGAAGAGACCAGAUCACCUCCGCAAGAGGCGGUGCCGGCGCCGGAAGACCUGGCCCGCCCCUGCGAGCCCGGCCGGUCCCACCUGCUCCAUCGGCCUCCGGCGGGGGCGCGAGCACAGCUGGCCGAACCCUGGCACCAGUACAGAUGCCUGGACCGUUCUACAUCCACACCAGCGGGCAAAGACAACCGUUUGGUGCUCUAUACGUUGAAGAUUGCUUUCUUCUGGAUUAUGUCUCGGAUUUUAAGAUUUGA
Rangifer tarandus platyrhynchus (Svalbard reindeer) is the source of this 843-nucleotide messenger RNA. The record is from the annotation of a GenBank genome assembly. NCBI's taxonomy places the organism in Eukaryota, Metazoa, Chordata, Mammalia, Artiodactyla, Cervidae.